Messenger RNA from Drechmeria coniospora, 741 nucleotides. RefSeq lists its product as uncharacterized. The transcript has a single exon. The record is from RefSeq and is a predicted model, not a curated record. The coding region runs from base 1 to 741 and encodes 246 amino acids. Lineage: Eukaryota; Fungi; Ascomycota; Sordariomycetes; Hypocreales; Ophiocordycipitaceae.
AUGAAGUUUACCAACACUCUUGUUUUCGCUACCGCUGCCUCUGCCGCUGCCGUCCAGAGCCAGCGCAUACGUGUCGAUAACCCCCAGGAUACUGGCGCCAAUAUCCUCGAGGUCAUGCGUCUCGAUAUCCCCAAAAUGGUCGACACCGAUAUCCUUAAGGGCAUACGUCUCGAUAUCCCCAAAAUGGUCGACACCGAUAUCCCCCAGAAGGUCGACACCAAUAUCCCCCAGAAGGUCGACACCAAUACCCCCCAGAAGGUCGACACCAAUACCCCCCCGAAGGUCGACACCGAUAUCCUCAAGAAUGUCGACACCACACUAGAUGCCGCCAUUACCGCGCUUAACCAGGGCAAUCAAAGUCUUAACGGCGAGUUCUUUCAAUCUAGAUUUUACCCAAUUGUUCAAUUUGUUGAGCAUAAGACUGCAAAGAUCGAUGCAUCGCGCGGGGAUCUUUCCAUGGACGAUGCGGACCGUCUUUUCAAGCCUGCCGCAAACUUACCAAGGUUGGCCGUUGCUCUUCAUUCUGCCAUGGAUAAAGAGGAUGUCAAGGCGACCAUUGUGCAGAACAAGGCUUGCAGCGCCGUUCGAGCUUAUAUUUUUGGCCUUCAAGCUACAUUGAAUAACUUAAGCAGAAUCGUAGGCUACGCCUUGCCUGAGAUUACCAAGAAUGCCGAUUACAAAACUCUUAACUUGUUUACCCUUUCCUUGGCCGAAACAGGCAAAAUGUUCAAGGAUUGCUAA